Messenger RNA from Melopsittacus undulatus (budgerigar), 3067 nucleotides. It is a transcript of the gene ARK2N, whose product is annotated as arkadia (RNF111) N-terminal like PKA signaling regulator 2N. The transcript has 6 exons. Bases 276 to 1499 code for a protein of 407 amino acids. The record is from RefSeq and is a predicted model, not a curated record. NCBI's taxonomy places the organism in Eukaryota, Metazoa, Chordata, Aves, Psittaciformes, Psittaculidae.
GAAGAAAACUGGAGGAAAGAGACUGUAACUGAAAAUGUGCAUACAGUGUAAAUAUUAGCCUCUGCAGUUGCUUUCUCAUAACAGAGUACAUCUCUGAGAUUUGAGAGAAACUAGGUCAGCCUGUAGGUUCUCAGAUAACCAGGACUUGUAUGGGAGACAUUCAAGGAGCACUUCAGUAUUAGGCUGCUGCAUUGCUGAAGUCCAUCUCCUGUUCACCCAGUCUUCCAGACCACGUGCUCCAUGCUUUGAGACCAGGAGGACCUUGGUGUUCUGAAAUGAAGAUGGAGGCUGUGGGAAAAGCAGAAGAACUUGUUGAUUCACAAGAUCCACCAAAGACGUCUGAAAAGCAAGAGACCGUUCCUGAUGAAGAUGGACCUAUAGAACUCGAGACACACACUCAGAAAGACAAUGUGCCCAUUGCAGCAGACUCUGCAGUGCUGUCCUCAAUGCCUUGCUUACUGAUGGAACUAAGGCGAGACUCCUCAGAGUCUCAGCUAGCAUCUACAGAGAGUGAUAAGCCAAUGGGUGGUCGAGUUUAUGAGAGUGACUCUUCCAAUCAUUGCAUGCUUUCCCCUUCUUCCAGUGGGCAUUUGGCUGACUCAGAUACAUUGUCUUCCACAGAAGAGAAUGAACCCUGUCAGGCUGAAGCUGUUGUAGAGGGAGAUCCUUCUGCGGCAUCUGGGGUUGCAGUUGGGAGGAAAUCCAGGCGAUCCAGGUCCGAAAGUGAAACUUCAACAAUGGCUGCCAAGAAAAACCGACAGUCUGUUGAUAAGCAGAAUGGUCGAGUUACCAAAGUAAAAGGUCAUCGAAGCCAAAAGCACAAGGAAAGAAUCCGGCUCUUGAGACAGAAACGGGAAGCGGCUGCUCGCAAGAAGUACAACCUGCUGCAGGACAGCAGUACCAGUGAUAGUGACCUGACGUGUGACUCGAGCACAAGCUCAUCAGAGGAUGAUGAAGAGGUUUCAGGGAGCAGCAAGACAAUCACUACAGAGAUACCAGAUGGACCUCCUGUCAUACCUCAUUAUGAUAUAUCAGACACAAAUUCAGACUCAGAAGUGGUAAAUGUGGAUAAUCUGUUGGCAGCUGCAGUAGUUCAAGAGCACAGUAAUUCCUUAGGAAAUCAAGACUCAGGAUCUGCCUGGAGAACCAGAGGGCUGCUAGAUGAACUGAGCGGUGAUACAGGUCAUUUGGAUCCAGGCUUCCUUGCAAGUGACAAAACCUCUUCUGGUAAUGUCCAGAUCAAUGAAGAAAUUCAUAUCGCCUCUUCUGAUAGCGAAGUAGAGAUUGUUGGAGUUCAAGAACAUGCCAGGUGUGUGCAUCCCAGGAGAGGCGUGAUUCAGAGUGUGUCUUCCUGGAAGCAUGGUUCAGGCUCACAGUACAUAAACACUCAGCAAACACAAUCAUGGACAGCUGUGACUCCCCAGCAGAAUUGGUCUUCACCCCCUGAAGUAGUAGACCUCACUUUGGAUGAGGAUACCAGACGUAAAUAUCUACUGUAAUUCAAUGUCACCAUGUUUCUGUCCCCGCCCCUUCUCCCCUUUAUGGCACAGAAGUUUAUUGUUAAAGCUUCAGCUUCAGAAGCUCUGCUCCUGGCAUUGCAAAAUUCAAACUCACGAAAACUUCAUACACAUGCAGUAUAAUUUCAAUGUAAUUUAAAAUGGUUUUGCCUUCUCCAAGGAGGAUUCCUCCCAGAAUUAGAAUCCGAUAGCACCAAAUUUAAAACACAGCUAUAGUACUCUAAUGUGUGUGUUAAUCUGAAGAAAUAAGUGUGUGCAAACUUAAAUCCUCCCACCUUUUCCCACCUACAGAAUUCCCUACCUAUUCCCUUUAGAAUAUUUUUCAUUUAUCAGUAUAUUGAAGACUUUUUUUUGUUAGAAGUUAGUGUUUUGCUGUGUGAGCAUCAGUGAUUUUGAGAAAUGCUGGGUUCUCACUGAUUUUAGUGGAAUUGGGGGUAUUCAACACUUGCAAAAACUGGGCCAAGAGUAUUCAUACCUAAGCUGAUUUGGUGUAUACCAGCAGAAGUGACUGUCUUUAAUACAAAUGGCCCAUAACAUAUGCACUGAACAGCUUUUAAAGGACUUUUAUUUUUAAUAAUUUUUCAGUUUACACUCUUUCCAGUGCUGUCUACUUGACUACUGUGUUUUGCUGAUCAUUUCCCACUGCUUAUUAUGAUUUAAAAUAGUAAUAGUAGUGACUUAGUAGCAGCUGGUUAUUGCAAAAGCACGGGGAAAAAGUAAUAAAAAGGCCCAGCAUCUGUCUCCAUUUUAAAUAUAUCUGAACUUUUCUACCUGUACCUGGGUCUUGCCUGGAGUAGGAGGAGGAGAGAAAUGAAACAUUUCACUCAUAGGUCUCAUUUCUGCUGUUGUUUAUUUGCUUCAUUGAGUAUACAACGAAAUUCCAAAGCCCCAGGCUGGCAAAGCACUUUAGCAGCUGAAACUGUGGGGCCACUCAAGUGCUUAAAACCCUGUCCUAAGUGAUGUUUCAGGAUCAGGGCCUGAGGUUGGGAUCUUUGUUUUGUUUGUUUGUUGGGUUUUUUUUUUUUUGUAAACCCCUAUAUCUGGACUGUUUUCCUGGCUCUGGGCCAUGUCUCUUAUCCUAGCUUUGGAAUUGUUUUGGGGGUAUGAUCCAGGAUCCACUUGUCUACCAGAAUACUGACUGAAAUCAGUGUAACUACUUCCUUGAGCAGGCUGUGAUUCCUGUAGCGUGUAUGGGAAUUCCCGCCCCUCAUCUGUCAUUCUGAGCCUUUCUCAAGGCAAAAACCAAAGAUUAGACUAUAACAAGAUGACAUUCACUUUGAAGACUACUGUGCAAUUAAAAUGUUCCUUUGUAUUCCAAAUGUUCCUAGUGGAAAUUUUGUACAGCUCUAUCCUUGGAUUAUAUUUUUCUUUUUGCCAUUUAAGGUGGUAGUAGGGACAUGGGAAGUUGUGAUUUUCUUUUUUCUGUUGGCUGGUUUCUGAAUUUACUUGACUUCCAAUAAUUGUAUCUGUAGGCAAGAAAAAUAAAUAAGGUUACCUAUUUUUCACAUAGAGAAACAAAAAAAAAACCCUGUAUUGUUAGUAACAAAGAG